Messenger RNA from Suillus discolor, 1143 nucleotides. RefSeq lists its product as uncharacterized. NCBI's taxonomy places the organism in Eukaryota, Fungi, Basidiomycota, Agaricomycetes, Boletales, Suillaceae. Bases 1 to 1143 code for a protein of 380 amino acids. The transcript is spliced from 6 exons. The record is from RefSeq and is a predicted model, not a curated record.
AUGAUUCGCAUGAAAAGGACUCUAUGCCGGAAAUACAAGCUGGUGAGGAAUGGCAUCUCAGAAAGUGGAAAGGCAUUUGACAGACUCGAUGAAGCAGCACCCUCACAUUUGAAGACAGAAUGGUUAGCCAGGGAGAGGAUAGCUCAGUCAAGCAGAUUGAAUGAUCCUUUGGCGAUGGAUGAAUAUGAGAUCAAUAUAAAAAAGGCACCUAGCAAAAAGGAGAUCAAGCUUAGAUUAUUAGAGGAGGGUAAUGCCCGCAAUGCAGCACCCUCUCACAGAUCUGUGGCGACGUGGAUAUCAACAGGGAUCGGAAGAAGAUCCACCGAGACACAGAGAUUAGACAUCACCCGUCAACGCGAUCGGCUCCAAGGCCAGAUAGAUGGAUUUGCUCGGUCUGCUCUAACACAUCUUGGGGAGGGAUUUGAUGCAGAUGAUGAACCUGAGGACUUGAACGUAGAAAUUCUAGAUGAUCUCGAUGAUGACCCGGCGGAUUUCACAGAGACAUCUCAUACAUGGACAAACUCUCCCGAGCUCACUGUAAUCCCAUUGCCAUCAAACCUGGGGGCCAAUGAUGCCCUUCGCAAUCUCCGCAUUUACCUUUGCAACAAGGCCAUCCUGUUCCGAACAACCGUGACGUCGGUGCAGCAGGCAGUCUCCCUCCAUGCCAGCAUAUAUACAAAGACCAGGAAGCAAAUGAUGAAACUUGAGCCGGGGCAAGACCAGCUUCAGAAAUACAAACCCCUGCUUCGCGAGCAACUCAAAAUUAGCACUGCAGUGGGUGACCCAAAUGCCCGAGGUCAACGAAAUGAAUCUUUGGCUUGGUUUUGGUCUGUUGAAGUCGACCUCGGGGGUCCUGAUCAAUCGUGGAAUGAGGAAUUCCAUUGGCUCAGGGCAAAGGCACUACGAGAUCAAUGGAGGGAAGAAAUGAUAUUGGUCAAAUUGGAGAUGGAUUGGACAUGUAACUUCUUUUUGUGGAAAGCAACCCAAUGGGGCGACCACAUGCAGGAAUCAUUGGAGAAACACCUUCCGGGUCACAGAUGCUACGCUGGAAGGCAAUCCCAAAUGUAUUCAUUGCUCGCACAGGAUGCGCAGGCAGCUUUUCAAGACCUACAAAACGUGUUGAUAGAGGCUGGAGAUGAAUGA